CUUUAACACAGACUCCUACAGCUUUUACACGCAUCUCGCGACGAUUCGUGCAAACCUACGUUACGCUAUAGCCGCAUAGCUUCUCACAGACCUGCUUCGAACAUCUAGCCGGCUGCUUGGGACCGAACGUGGUCUUAGUGCUCCAGUGUGUCAGAGAGCCUAAUGACGCGCACCACGCUCGUCCUGCUCGCGACCCUGCACGCCGCCUCCGCCCUGCAAGCGCUCGUACUGGGAGGCGGCUUCGCGGGCCUCUACACGGCCCUGAACCUCGCGAACGGCGGCGUCAAGACGACACUCGUCGACGCGCGCGAGCGCUUCGCGUUCCUGCCGCUGCUUUAUGAUUAUGCCUGCGGCGCGGCCGACGCCGACGAGGUCUCGGCGCCCUUCGAGGAGCUCUGCCGCGUGCCGAACCUGACCUUCAAACGGGCAUCUGUGGAAAGCAUCGACUUCGACGCGAAAUCCGCGACGCUGGACGACGGCACGCGUCUUGAGGGCGAGGCGCUCGUCGUGGCGCUCGGCCGCGAGGCGCCGGAGGCGCCCGCGACCGCGCGGCCCUUCUACCGCCUCGAGGACGCGACGUUCGUCCGGGAGACUUUGAAUGGAUGGGAUGCUGCUUCCAAGGAUAUUGUCGUCGUCGGCGGGGGGUACACGGGCGUCGAGCUCGCCUGCAAUUUAAAAAGGAAGCGGCCCGGCGACGCCGUCACGCUCUGGGACCGCGGCGACGCCCUGGUGCCGAACGCGGCGCCCGGGAACCGCGCGGCGGCGGCGAAGGCGUUGGAAGCGGCGGGCGUCGCCGUGAAAUUGGAGGCGGCGUACGACGGCGCGGACGCGGAUUUGGUGAUGUGGACGGCCGGCUCGCGGCUUCCUUCUUCCAUUCGCGGGGCGCCGCGCCGCUGCCGGUCCCGGAGCACGGGCGCCCUCGCGGCGGACGCGGGCCUGCGCGUGCGCGGCGCCCCGGACGUCUUCGCGCUCGGCGACUGCGCGACCGUCGCGGGCGUCUCCAAUCUUCCGUCGGCGCAGAUGGCGCUGCAGCAGUCCGCCUGCGCGGCGCGGAACGUGCGCGGCGCGCUCGCGGGGUCGUCGACCAUCGCCAACUUCCGCUUCGCCGAGCUCGGCGAGGCCCUGACUUUUGGCGAGGAGGACGCUUCGUUUGCUUUGGUGCCCGGGCUCUCGGACUUGUUGAACGUCGGCGGGCCGACGGCGGCGGUCGCGCGGCGGCUCCUCUACGCGGCGCGCAUGCCGACGCCGUCCCAGCGCGUCGCGGCGCUCAGCGGCCUGGCCUCGAAGGCCCGCGCCGCUAGUAGUGUGUGAUCUACAUAUCAUUGUUC
Messenger RNA from Pelagomonas calceolata, 1328 nucleotides. NCBI's taxonomy places the organism in Eukaryota, Pelagophyceae, Pelagomonadales, Pelagomonadaceae. The record is from the annotation of a GenBank genome assembly.